Molecule: messenger RNA, 2042 nt
Organism: Hydra vulgaris (swiftwater hydra)
Lineage: Eukaryota; Metazoa; Cnidaria; Hydrozoa; Anthoathecata; Hydridae
Product: corticotropin-releasing factor receptor 2
Biological process (GO): cell surface receptor signaling pathway; adenylate cyclase-modulating G protein-coupled receptor signaling pathway
Cellular component (GO): plasma membrane
Molecular function (GO): G protein-coupled peptide receptor activity
Source: RefSeq, a predicted model, not a curated record
CAAAGUUUUUAAAAAUUUUGAAAACUCAUAAACUAAAUACAACUCAAGUAUUUUUAAAGUUUUCAAAAUCGUUAUUUAGUUUUUAACUACUCUUUUCUUGUCUUCUAACGCCGAAGUUAUAGCAUGUUUAUUAAGUGUUGUUAAAAUGCACGUCUUUUGAAUAUAAACUCUUAUUGAGAUGUUUAUAAUUUCACGCAUUUGUGUUAUCGCAUUGGUUGCUUUAAAAACCAAUGCUUUGUCCCAAAAUCAAACAUUUAUGCUUGCUGCAUAUUACAUAAAGAAAUGCAUAAGCCCGGCUAUAGUUAAUUAUGAUUUACUAACAAAACCAUUGGGCAACUGUGUAACUCGUAUAGGAAGCUACUUGGAUUGUAUGAACAACACCAAAAGUAACACAAUAUAUUAUCAUCCUUGUCCUUAUCUUUUUUUUGAAUCAGGUGUAAUACCUGUUUUGUGUAAAAAUGGAACAUUUGGAAAAGUUGAUUAUACUUCUUACUGUUUAAAAAUUACCGAUGAGGAGAAGAACAGCAGAGAAUAUUCAGUGUUUUAUGAAGCAGGAAUAAUAUCAAAAUGGCAAUAUCAAUAUGAAAUUGAUUAUAAAUAUAACAAACGAAUACUUAUGGAUUUGGGAUACUUUCUUCGUAUAAUUGAUGCUGCUGCAUGUUUUUUUGGCUUUAUUGUACUCUUAUUUUUAAUUCCGCUUAAAAAUCAAUGUGUGAUGUUACAUAGAAAUUUGAUCGCCUCCAUCAUGUUAAGAGAUAUUGCGUAUAUUGUUUAUAUUCAUCUGGACACUAAAACAGUUGCAAAUGAAAUACCUAAUAAGAAGGGCUGCAGUUAUGCAUAUUUGUUUGCAUUAUAUUCCACCUUUGUGGAAAUUACAUGGAUGUUUAAUGAAGCUUUUUUUCAGCUUCGACAGUUUUUUGCUUUCAUUACAAAAUCCUACAUGUGGCUUUACUUUCUUGUUGGCUGGUUGGUACCUGCCAUAUUUUGUUUUGCAAUCUUUUUACCAUUAAUGCUCCAUUACUCAACUGAUAAACAUUUUACAGUAUGUUGGAAUAAUGGAAAUAAUACUCGGAUUUAUUAUGCAAUUUUCAUACCAAUGUACUUAUUAGUUGGCAUUAAUGUACUUAUAUUGUUGUAUCUAAUGUGGAUUAUCAGAAGCAAGCUUAAAAGUGGUACUGGUUGUGAACUUGAGAAGUCAAGGAAAGCUGCUCGAAGCUUUUUUAUUCUUGUAUUUUUACUUGGUGGUGGUUAUUUUUUUGUAAGUACUGGACCAAAUGACUGCAUACCAUUUCAAUACCUUCAAGUUAUUCUUAUUGUUCCUCAGGGUAUUUAUGUCUGCAUAUUUCAAAUUAUUUUCAGUAAAGAAGUACGGAAUUCUGCUAGGUUAAAGAUAAAUCGUCUCAAACAAAAUCUAUCUAUUCCACAAUUUGUUUCUCAGUCAACUCACUGCACUUCCACAAGUAAUAAUCAGAGAAUCAAUGCUGGGGUUUUAAGCCAUAAUGAAUCGGAUUUAAAAUUCAUCCCUACCCAGUCAACGGUGAAUACAAAUUCAAGUGUAAUUUUUAAUCUAGACUUACAAAUAUGUAACAAUAGAAAUGACUUAUUAACGUUAGGAACAAAAAAUGACGGAUUUGAAUGCGAGUUGCGAUAAUUAUUUUCAUUCAUCUGGUAUUUUUUUCUAUGUUUUUGUAUGUAUUUAAUGCUAUUUUUUUAAAAGUAUUGAAACAUCUAUUCAUAACAGUGUAUCAGAUAGUUUAAAUAGAUUUAUCUGAUAUGGAAGCAAAGGUAAUAAACGCAUCUAUGCUCUUGAUAUAAAACACUUUUUUUAAAAAAAAAUUUAGUGAGAAUGUUUUAUGGCUCGAGUCACUUUUACCUCACAUUUUAUGUUAGUUGACAUUAGAAGCACAUGUAAAUAAUAUGUAAAAUGUAAAUUUAAAAUGUAUUUAUAUAAUUAUUUACCUAUAUAUUUUUGUUGUAAUAUUAUUCAUAGGGUAACAAAUAUAACAACUAAAAUUAUUUUAUUAAUAAACCUAUUGUUAUAA